Molecule: messenger RNA, 921 nt
Organism: Fraxinus pennsylvanica
Lineage: Eukaryota; Viridiplantae; Streptophyta; Magnoliopsida; Lamiales; Oleaceae
Source: the annotation of a GenBank genome assembly
AUGGCUUAUCAACAGCACCCGCCUCUCCCGGGUCCAAGCUCAGGUUCGGGUCUGGGAGGGCUCCAACACAUGAAUUCUCCAUUUGGGGAUACCACCCUAACUAAGGUUUUUGUUGGAGGACUGGCCUGGGAGACGCAAAGUGAGACUAUGAGGCGGUAUUUUGAGCAGUUUGGGGAGAUUCUCGAAGCUGUCGUCAUUACUGAUAAGAACACUGGCCGAUCCAAGGGAUACGGUUUUGUGACUUUCUGGGACCCUGAGUCAGCUAGAAGAGCAUGUGCCGAUCCAACUCCAAUAAUUGAUGGAAGGCGAGCAAAUUGUAAUUUGGCUUCUCUUGGGCGACCUCGACCAGCACUUCCAUAUGGACGGUUUAGAUCACCAGCACCUUACCUUGGAGGUCUACAAGCUGCCAGGGGUGCUUAUAUUGGAAAUUUUGGCUACCAGCAGCCAGUUACAUAUGGCUACCAACAAGGCUUGGUCUAUUCUCCAUAUGGGUAUGCUGCAUAUAGUCCAGAAUAUGCUUAUCCCCGGGGUGUUUACAAUCCUUAUGGAAGUCAGCAAUACCUUCAUGUAUAUGGUGUACCUGGAACAGUCAACACAACUAUGUACCCUUACAGCCAGUUGAGCCAGAUUCUUCCAGGAAGUCAUAGUUAUUCGACAUUGCCAGGAUAUGCAAUGACUGGGCAUCAGAUUGUGCAAUUUGCUGGGCCUAGUGUAAAUGCGGUGACAACUACAUCUGUUCCAACUGUUCCGACACCAUUCGCUACAGGUGUCGCAGCACAUAUUCUACCGCAACCUCAGUUCAUACUACCUGCUCAUUCUCCUCAAUUCAUGCAGGGUAGCGGUUCUGACCCAAAUGCUGGGUCUUACAUUGUCAUGCUCACCAGAGAAGUUGAUGUCAGAGAGAGGAAAUGGAACGUGUGA